CGACUGUCAGCUGUUGAGUGCGUGCACGUGACCUGACAUAGAGCAGUUCGGAGGAAACAGCUGAUUGGUUACAAGAAAACCUCAAGGAAACUUUCUCCGCUGGACUGAAAACAUCCGACACCCAACAAGCUGCUAUGAACUUCGGCACAAACGCCCAUUGCAGCAGUCACGCUAGCAAGGAAAACAUUCCACUUUCAAGCAAAAUAGACUCACUGCAGGUCCAGCGAGCCAGGCAGCGGACGGCCUUCGGUGUGUUGUCAGAAAAUGAGCUGUGUGGUCGAUCCCUCGGCCAGGGAAGCCAAUUGUCCAAACACAGUUCCAUCUCCGACAGCUCCCAGCUUGCGUUCCAUGGCCAACCCUCCAGUUCCAGCUAUGAAGUGUAUGUUGAGGAGGCUUGUGAAGUCGUUCUUGCUGCUUCUGGCCAAGAAGUGGUCUCAGACAGCUAUUACCUAGAUGCCAAAGCUGCUGCCCUGCAAAAUGAAGACUUGAGAGUAUUACUGGAGCUGAGUUCAAGUUCAUCCCUGGAUGCUUCUAUGCAGUCUGAACCAAAUGAAUCCCUGAUGUCAGAGGAGGUGCUGUGUGUUUCCAAGUAUGCAGAGGACAUUCACCUGCACUUGAGGGAGAGUGAAAUGAAGUCCAGGCCAAGGCUAGGCUACUUAGAGAAACAUCCAGAGAUCACCAACGGCAUGCGAGUCAUCCUGGUGGACUGGCUUGUAGAAGUCGUCCAGGAAUACAGGCUUCGUUCUGAAACUCUGCACCUUGCUGUCAACUAUUUGGAUCGUUUUCUAUCGUACACAGCAUACGUGAAACGGGGCAAGCUGCAGCUGGUCGGCACAGCUGCAUUAAUGAUUGCUGCAAAAUUCGAAGAGAUCUUCCCCCCUGAGCUGAACGAGUUUGUGUAUACCACAGACAGCACCUACACUAAGAAGCAGCUGGUACGGAUGGAGCAUUUUUUCCUAAAAGUGCUAUCUUUCAAGAUGGCAGCGCCCACCACAAACCAGUUCCUUCGCCUUUUCAUGUCCAUCCACUCAGUCUGUGCCAACACAGAGAACCUUGCCUUGUAUGUAGCAGAGUUAAGCCUGCUGGAAAUUGAUCCAUUCCUACAGUACACCCCUUCUAUAGUGGCAGCUGGAGCCUACAGCCUAGCUGCUUACACUGUAAACAAAUCUCUCUGGCCCGAUUCCUUACAUGCCUUUACCGGUUACACCACUGCUGAAAUUGUGCCUUGCAUGACUGAUCUCCAUCAUCUAUACAUCAGUGCAGAGAGCCGCCCACAACAAGCCAUCAGGGAAAAGUACAAGAGUUCAAAGUAUUCUCGUGUUUCAUUGAUCGCUGCACCUGCUGCUCUGCCUUUCGUAUAAAUAACUGCCCCACCCUUAUUUGACGCUUCUGCCAGAACAUAAUAGACUGAGAAAUAAUCAAACAGAUGAAUCUACUGCCCAUUCCAUAUAUGCAAAACUCCUCUGAACACUUUUUUUUUUCAUAUAGUUUAUUCAACUACAAUAAAUGAAUUUCAAUAAAACCUAACAAAGAAAUUGUAAUACUUGCAGGUGCUCAUGCAAAAUGUUUUACAAACUGGUAAGUAUUAUUAUAUU
Molecule: messenger RNA, 1595 nt
Organism: Cottoperca gobio
Lineage: Eukaryota; Metazoa; Chordata; Actinopteri; Perciformes; Bovichtidae
Gene: ccna1
Product: cyclin A1
Exons: 9
Coding region: 135-1361 (408 amino acids)
Source: RefSeq, a predicted model, not a curated record